Molecule: messenger RNA, 654 nt
Organism: Caenorhabditis auriculariae
Lineage: Eukaryota; Metazoa; Nematoda; Chromadorea; Rhabditida; Rhabditidae
Source: the annotation of a GenBank genome assembly
AUGGCGGAGUACGAAAAGUUGGGAGAUAUAAACGUGAGAAAUCAGUUCGUCGGGCAAACAUCUCAGCCCGAUUUUCAGGCCCCGAAACCGCCACCGCCCAGGUUCUAUCAAUCUCAGACGCCGCCCCCACCGCCACCGCCUCCGUUGUCGAAGACGCCGUUUUCAAGAACGCCAGUGGCAAAAACCCCGAUUCUCAGAACACUGACGCCAUCAAGAACGCCUACAAGGACACCUACGAAAACGCCAACAAAAACACCGCCUGCGGGAAAAAGGCCACGGUUUGAAACGGAUAAGUUAUCCUCGCAAUGACAGAAUUAAUUGGAGAGAGAAAAUUGAAAACGAGGAGGAAUCUCGAGUGAAAAGCGUUCAAGCGAAAUUUGUGACCAAAAAAAGAAAAUCGAGAGAUAGAGAACGAGGAAAAGUGCCUUCAAAGGAACUUGUUAAAGUAAACUUUUUCCUCACUGAUGAAACGUGUAUUCAACCUUUCAGUUGGAGAAGUCCAUGUUCUGCUACAAGUUUUUAUACUACUUUUGCACUUUGGCGUGGUUUUUCUUCUUUUUCGGAUUCGCCUACAGCUACCUGUGUCGUCUCGGAUACUUGGAUUCGCGGCCUUUCAGCGAUUUUCUACGAUACAAGAAGUCCCAUAAAAGCUAG